Molecule: messenger RNA, 2247 nt
Organism: Megalops cyprinoides (Indo-Pacific tarpon)
Lineage: Eukaryota; Metazoa; Chordata; Actinopteri; Elopiformes; Megalopidae
Product: thyrotropin receptor-like
Exons: 10
Coding region: 1-2247 (748 amino acids)
Biological process (GO): G protein-coupled receptor signaling pathway
Cellular component (GO): membrane
Molecular function (GO): protein binding; thyroid-stimulating hormone receptor activity
Source: RefSeq, a predicted model, not a curated record
AUGCAAUAUAUUACACCCGUGCUACUAAUCCUCAUUGCAUCCCCAAAAUAUACCUCCGAGGACUUCGUAUCUUGUCCUGCUGUUUGCGAUUGCUCUGAGUGGAAGAUCUACACAAUUUCGUGCUUUGAUAUUGAUGUAAUGCCGUCAUUUCCUGCGAGCACUGAGACACUGUGGCUACUGGAGACACAACUGACAACUGUUCCACAUGAUGCCUUUGUGAACAUGGUCAACAUUUCGAGGAUAUACAUAUCAGAGGAUGCAAUAUUGAAGAGCCUGGAGAGACAUUCUUUUUACAAUCUAAAGAAAGUCACCCACAUAGAAAUGAGAAAUACUAGGAGUCUGACAUACAUCGACCCAGAGGCAUUUAAAGAGCUACCAAACCUGCAGUACUUGGGGAUUUUCAACACAGGGCUCACAGUAUUCCCUGACCUGACCAAGAUCAACUCUGAUGAUGUGAACUUCAUACUUGAAAUUGUUGAUCAUCCCUACAUAACAACGAUACCAGCUAACUCUUUCCAUGGAAUUACAAAUGAUAUCUUGACUGUGAUGUUGUACAGCAAUGGUUUUACUGAAAUCCAAGCACAUGCCUUCAAUGGUUCAAAACUUGAUGCUGUGUACCUUCACAGAAAUGAGAAUUUGACCAGAAUCGAUAAGAAGACUUUUGCUGGAGUGAUCAGUGGACCAGUUCAUCUUGAUGUUUCCUUAUCAAGUGUUACCUCCUUGCCAAUAAUUGGCCUCGAGUCCCUUCGAGAACUCGUGUUGAGGAAUACAUGGACCCUGAAGAAACUUCCACCAAUCAAGACCUUUCAGCAUCUAAUGAAUGCAGACCUCACCUACCCCAGUCACUGCUGUGGAUUAAAGAACUUAAAGAAAAAGAAAGGAUACAUGGAAUAUGUUAUCUGCAACCUGUCCACCUACUAUGACCAACAUCAGGAGGAAUCAAUGAGCACUUUUCAAGUUCUGUCUUCUCAAGACUAUGCAGAAGGAGACACUAACCAUUUGGAGGACGCGUUCAGAGAAAACUAUGACCAUCACGAUUUCCACAGCAACUUCCAUUUACACAGCUGGCAGCUGAACAACCCGGGCUUCGAAGACACUGCGAAAAACACGCAGGACUCUAGACAGCACUUCGACAGCAAGUACGACUACCUAAUGUGCGAUGAGAGCGAGGAGAUUGUCUGCGCACCUGCACCGGACGAGUUCAGCCCCUGCGAGGACAUCAUGGGCUCCAGCUUCCUGCGUGUGUCUGUGUGGUUCGUCAGCCUGCUGGCUAUCCUGGGGAACCUGUUUGUCCUACUGAUCCUGUUCACCAGCCACUAUAAGCUGUCAGUCUCUCGCUUCCUAAUAUGCAACUUGGCUUUCGCCGACCUGUGCAUGGGGAUAUACCUCAUACUGAUUGCUUCAGUAGACCUCCAUACAAAGUCCAAGUACUACAACCACGCCAUAGACUGGCAGACAGGCCCAGGAUGCGAUUUGGCCGGCUUUUUAACUGUCUUUUCCAGUGAGCUGUCGGUCUACACACUGACUGUCAUCACAUUAGAGCGCUGGUACACUAUCUCCUAUGCCAUGCAGCUGGACCGCAAGAUCCGCAUCCGCCAUAUCUCCAUGGUUAUGUUGGGAGGCUGGCUUUUCUGCAUUCUGCUAGCUGCGUUACCUUUGGUGGGCGUCAGCAGCUACCACAAGGUUAGCAUCUGUGUGCCCAUGGACAACACCUCUACCAUUGCCAACGUCUACAUUGUCUUUGUUCUGGUCUUCAACAUCCUUGCAUUCAUGAUCAUUUGCGCAUCUUAUGUCAAGAUCUACUGCAUGGUGCAAAAUCCGCACUACAGUUCGAGGAGCGAUAGCAUUAACAUAGCCAGGCGCAUGGCCAUUCUCAUAUUCACCAAUUUUUUCUGCAUUGCACCCAUCUCCUUUUUUGCCUUGUCAGCUGUGCUUGACAAGCCCCUCAUCACGGUCUCCAGCUCCAAGAUCCUGCUGGUCCUCCUUUAUCCACUCAACUCUUGUGCCAACCCCUUCCUCUACGCUAUCUUCACCAAGGCCUUCCAUAGCGACGUCUUCAUCUUGCUCAGCAAGAUUGGCUUCUGCAAGCAACAAGCCCAGCUCUUCCGUGGCCAAACCAUGUCCACUGUGUACAGCAGCGUUUGCCAGAGGAAACAGAAGGAAAGCACAAGGGAGACGUUCAUCCACCUGCAGGAGUACUCCGGUCAUAUGUCCAUUAAUCAACAGCCACACAGGGAUAACUACUGA